CGUUGGCGGCGCGAGCGACUGGAGCAGCAGCUGCCGCGGAGCUUCCGACGGCGGCGCGAGCGGCGGCGGCGGGGCCGCGGCCGCACCGGCGCGCACGCGGGCACGCGUGGAAGACGGUCGGGCGCUGCAGCGCGGCGGUUCGCGGGGCGCGCAGGUGGCUGUGGCGGGAGAUUACGAGGAUCCUCCGAUCGAGUGGGGCGUGCCAUCAUAUCAGUCAAACGACUGGGCGCACACGACACGGCACGGCUCGUCUGGAGGCGGCGGCCGCGUCGACGACCGCGCCGGGCCCGGGCGCGCGAGCGGCCGUUUUGACAGCCCCCCGCAGCGGCGCGGCGACGGGCGCGGGGGCGCAGAUGAGGGCCUGAGGAGCAUCUACGGGGCACGGGACGAGCAGCAGGCCACGGGCAGCUGGAGGGAAGCUGCUGACAAAUACAGGGCUCGUGCCGAUGAGGGCGCCGCGGGCGGCGCGGAGGCAGCGUGGGAAGGCUCGAGAGGGGCCGGCGGCGACCGCGGGGGCGGCAGGCCACAGCGCUCGCCCAGCGGGAUCGCAGCGGCGGACCUACGGGCGGCGGCGCGCUCGCCCGACCGCCACCAGGAGCCUGCGCCAGACCCGCAGGCUGAGAUUGACCGCGGUUCGCCCGGGCGCGCGCGGCUGUCGUCGCGCUCACUGCAGCAGCAGCAGCAGCAGCAGCAGCAGCAGCAGCAGCAGCAGCAGCAGCAGCAGCAGCAGCAGCCCCAGCAGCAGCAGCAGCAGCUGCAGCCCCAGCCGCAGUCACAGCCCGCACGGCCGCCAAGCGCCCCUCGGUCUCCCUCCACCCGGUCCGCGCAGCGCCCAGACGCAGCCACAGCAGCCAUGCCUGCCCCGCCGCCGGCGCGCUCGCCGUCGCCCGUCCCGCACAGCUACGCGGCGCGCCACAAGCCGCAGCCGGCGGCCCCUGCGCCCGUACACGUGCCCGUGCCCGCGCCCCGCACGCACGUGCACUUGCAACACAGCGGCGUGCGGCAGCGGAGGAGCAGCGGCGGCUCCAGCGGCGCCGGCGCCGGCGCCGCCGCGGACUUCCCCCGCGCGUCCCAGGCGUACCCCGCUCCUCGGCGACAGUCCGGGGGAUCCUCGCGGCGGCAGUCCGCGUCCAUCGGCGGCUCGCAGUCCAUCAGCCCGAUGACGUCGAUUGGCAGCAGCCAGAUCGGCGAUGAUGAUGUCAUGAUUGAGGAGGUGCCGCCCGCUGCACCCGCUCGGGUUUCCAGCAGAACGCAAGCCGUCAGCAGCUCCCCAGCUCCACCGCAGCGGGCGGGCAGCGGCGGCCUGCCGGGCCCGUCGCAGAGGCGCGCUACGGCCGAGCGCGCGCCAAGCGCAGGCGUGGAGGGGGCUGGCAGGGCGGGCGCCCGCGAGCGCGCGGCCGCGGCGCCAGGGGGGCCGGCGGCUGCAGUGUCGCCCGCGGCGGCUCCUGGCCGCUCAACGCGGGCGCCUCCGGCGGCUGCGCCAGUGGCAGCGGCGGCAGCGGCUGCCUCUGGCAAUAGCCUACGGUCGCAGCUCCACCAAACACCACAGAAAACGCAACAGAAGCAGCGGGAGCAGCGGGGGCAGCAGGAGCAGGAGCGGCAGCUUCAAGAGGGGCAGCAGGACGAGCAGCAGCGGCUUCGCGAGGAGCAGCAGCAGGAGGACGAGCACAAACAUCAAAAGCAGCAGCGGCGGCAGCAGCACCAGCACCAGCAGCAGCAGGAGGAGGAGUACGACCGUGAGCAGCAGCAGAAGCACCAGCAGCAGCAGCGGGAGAAGCCACAGAGGCAAAACCCAUGCCUAACAUUGAGCCCUCGCGAGCCCGCCGUGCCUCCGCCGCCCGCGCCAGCCGCCCCAGAGCCCGCGUCCCUCGAGCGCGGCCGCAGCGGCCACGGGCUGCUUGCCGCCCCCGCCCCCGCCCCGGGGUCCCCGUCAAAGCGCGACCGCCGCGCGACCGCCGACAAGGCGGCCGCGGCCGCGGCCGAGGCCGUGGCCGCCGCGGAGGCCGCGGCGGCGGUGGUGCGGUCGUUCGUCGCGCUGCAGGGAGCGGGCGACGAGAGCGACAGCUGUUACAGUGAAGGGGUGGACGUGGAGGUUGUGCCAGCUGGCGCCGCUGAGUCAGCGGGCGCGGCGGCGGCGCCCGCCGGGCGGCGGGAGAAGCCCGGGAUGCGCUGGGUCAGCGAGAAGCGGGAGCAGCGCGCGAAGAGCAGCGGCAGCCGGCUGGCGGGGCCGCCGAUGGCGGAGCCGUCGCCGUCUUGCGGCAGCAGCGGCGGAGGCGGCGGAGGGCUGAGCGCGUGGCUGCCCUGGAAUUGGCAGAGGCAGUCCUCAGCAUCCGAGGAGACGCGGCUGCGGGUCGAGGCGCGGGCGCGCGCGGCCGACGAUGCCCGCGGCGCGGCUGCCGCGGCCGCAGGGCGUGGCGGCGGCGACCUGGUCAACUCCAACGGCUCUCAGAUGCUAGCGGUGACUCCUGGCACGGUGGCCCCGCUGCUCACGGAAGGAGGGGCCGAAGAGGAGCAGCAGCAGCAGCAGCAGCAGCAGCAGCAGCAGCAGCAGGAGAAGCAGCACAAGCAGAAGCGCAGGCGGUCGCGCGCCAGCCAGUCGGGGCAGCCCCCCGCCGCCCCCCAGCCGCAGCCGCAGCCACGCCCGCCGCUCCGCCGCUGGCUCACUGGGCGCGUCGCGCGCUGCAUCGUGGCGCCCGUCAUCCUCGUCGCCCUGGUGACGGCGGUGACCCUGGCCGUCGCGCUUUCCGAGGUUGCCAAGAACAAGGCGGCGAAGAGCAGGGCCGCCAAGGCCGCGGAGCCGACGAUGGACGUCGUGGCUUUUGAGGUUGAGCUGGUGGUGCCGCCGCCGAAAGGGGCGAUGCCGUUCUGGGGGUGCGGCGCCAUACUCGGUGAUGCCAAG
This is a messenger RNA of Monoraphidium neglectum, 2899 nucleotides long. RefSeq lists its product as hypothetical. The annotation marks the transcript as partial. Gene Ontology annotation, cellular component: nucleus. The transcript has a single exon. The record is from RefSeq and is a predicted model, not a curated record. Lineage: Eukaryota; Viridiplantae; Chlorophyta; Chlorophyceae; Sphaeropleales; Selenastraceae.